Osmerus eperlanus (European smelt) is the source of this 1921-nucleotide messenger RNA. RefSeq names its product solute carrier family 30 member 2 (gene slc30a2). The transcript has 8 exons. Lineage: Eukaryota; Metazoa; Chordata; Actinopteri; Osmeriformes; Osmeridae. The coding region runs from base 90 to 1289 and encodes 399 amino acids. Gene Ontology annotation, molecular function: zinc ion transmembrane transporter activity. Gene Ontology annotation, biological process: zinc ion transmembrane transport; response to zinc ion. Gene Ontology annotation, cellular component: plasma membrane. The record is from RefSeq and is a predicted model, not a curated record.
GGAUUUAUUGCCUUCACAAACUCUUCGCUGCUUUUUGAUAUUGCUUUUGGCUCUAUAGAGAUAACAGGCUAUAAGCGCCACUCAGAAACAUGGAUGGUACCACAGUGAAUUCGGAGAAAUCGCAGCUUAUACACGAGAAGAACGCAAAAAUGUAUUCCCUAAAAAUGAAAAGCGCGUUCUCAGACCCUAAGGAGGAGUAUCCCAGCAUGCCGUUGGGGAACGGGGAUGUGGGAGGGGCCAUCGAGCUCAAGCGUCCAGUGAGCGCUCAUUGUCACGGCAACAAGGCGGUGUGUGAGGAGAGCCGGGACAAGGCGCUGGCCAAGAGGAAGCUGUACAUCGCCUCUGUCAUCUGCCUCUUCUUCAUGAUAGGAGAGGUCAUAGGGGGCUACCUGGCCCACAGCCUGGCCAUCAUGACGGACGCAGCCCACCUGCUGACAGACCUGGGCAGCAUGCUGGUCAGCCUCUUCUCCCUCUGGGUCUCCUCCAGGCCCCCCACCAAGACCAUGACCCUGGGCUGGCAUCGCUCAGAGAUCCUGGGGGCACUGGUGUCGGUGCUGUCUAUCUGGAUGGUGACCGGGGUGCUGGUCUACCUGGCUGUUGAGAGGAUCGUCAGGGACGACUACGAGAUAGAUGGUCACGUGAUGCUCAUCACCUCCGGCUGUGCUGUCAUCGUCAACAUCGUCAUGGCGUACAUCCUGCACCACUCCACCAGCCUGCACACCCAUGGGGAGGGUUACCAGCAGAUAGACGAGGGGGGGCGGAGCCCCGUGGCCCACGGCCACACCCACAGCCUUCUGGGUGGCCAUGGCAACACCAGCGUGCGCGCGGCCUUCAUCCACGUGGUGGGAGACCUGCUGCAGAGUGUGGGGGUCAUGAUUGCCGCCACCAUCAUCUACUUCCGGCCGGAGUACAAGGUUGCCGACCCCAUCUGCACCUUCCUGUUCUCUGUGUUCGUCCUCUGCACCACUCUCACCAUCCUCAGGGACGUGUUCCGCAUCCUGAUGGAAGGAGCUCCUAAGGGGAUAGAGUUUAACUCUGUGAAGGAGGUGCUGCUGUCCCUGCAGGCAGUGAAGGCGCUGCACUGCCUGCACCUGUGGGCCCUGACCCUGGGACAGACACUUGUGUCUGUACACCUGGCCGUAGAGGAGAAUGCUGACGGCCAGAACGUUCUGAAGGAAGCCACGGAGAUCCUGCAGACCAAGUUUGGCUUCACCAACACCACCAUCCAGGUGGAGCACUACUCUGAAGACAUGGCCUACUGCCCCCACUGCCAGGACCCGCUAGACUAGCACACACCACCAAACAGCACACACACACGCCAUCGCUCAGUCAACACAGACUACACAGCACAGUUCAGUCGGUGUGCGGUACAUGCAUGUCCUCAACCUACACGAGACUCACUGACUCAUCCGAUUUACUGGGACCCAACCAAACCCACCACAGUGUCUGCAUCAUCAUACCAAAGAUUUCCUCAAACUCUGCUACACGCCUUUCACACAACUACGCAAUGUACCACUAUGUCCCAAGAAAAUGUUACAUUUCACAACAAAUUGCUUAUCGAUUCUGUCUCAUUUGAAAGCUAGCUGGUCAGAUUUGGGAAUGUUUCUGGUGUUUCUGGUGGUGUUUCUAAUUACUCUGACUGCCCAGUUGUUGUAACGUCAUGGACGUUGUACAAUUUUAAACCGUUUCUGGGUUUGGCGUUUUCACCAGGAGAGACAGCAGUCUUCACCUGCUGACUCCCUCAAACAUUCACACAGAUAUCGACGUAAGAUUCCCGAAGGCAAUUUGUUUUCUCUUUUGAUUCCGACUAAUGCAGGCAUUUAAUGUUGACUUCAGCACAGAGCCAAAUGAGUUAUAUUGUUAAGGGCUUGAUGGAGAGAGCUGUAGAGAAAGAGAGAUAGAGAGGGAAUGGAAUGUGUCU